GAGCGUAAACAAAGACCGGCUCCGUGUAUUUUGUUUAUUUAAAAUAUUAAAGUCAAAGAUAUGCAUACGUAAAUGCAAUCCAAGUCUAAAUAACGAUAUCCGGCACCUGUAGUGAGUGUUGGUUUAGUGUAAACCCCAGUGAAAAGUGAACUAAAAAGUUGCGAAAAAACUUACAGUGAUUAUCAAAAAACAAAGAUACCCUUUAAACGUACAACAUCAAUGAAUGUGUUACAGUUACAAACAUAAAUAAUAACAAGUGAUACUGACUAUAGAAUACCUAUUUGCCAAGGAACAAUUAAGUUAUUUGCAAUAAAUAGUGUUCAUAACAUAACCUAAAAAUAACCUAAAAUAAAAAUAACAAAAUGGAUUUGGAAUGUUCAGGAUGUCAACAAAAGAUCCCAAAUCGACAAUACCUAACUUGCAGUCUGUGCAGUAAUCAUUACGAUAUAGAAUGUGCAAACGUUUCUAUUCAGCGUUUCCUAAAUACUAUGACCCUAGAACACAGAAAAAAAUGGAAGUGCCAAGUUUGCAUCUGUAAAACUCCCAAGACGGGAAACAUAAACAAAGCUAUUCUGCCUAAAAAUAACGAUCUACCGCAACAUAAAAAAUCACCUACCGAACAAAACAAUGUUACUACCCGGAAAAAGACCACUAGUCCUGUAAAUAAUGACUCCAUUAAUUCAGAGGACCUCAGUAUUCUCGGUGAUACGAUAGUAACUGAUAACUCAAUGCAUACCAAAACUGAACUUACACUAGAAAACUUGAGUCAGAUGAUUACACAAAAACUAAAAGAAAACAAUGUUUCUAUUAUACUAGAAAUUCAGAAUACAAUUCAACUGGAAAUAAACAAAGCUAUUAAUAAACUGAAAGAAGAUAUCGCAGGCGACAUUGAUACAUUAAAUUCAAAAAACAAUGAAAGAAAACAAGAAAUUGAAAAAAUUAAUGAGAAAAUAAAACGCAUACAAGAAGAAAACAACAAUCUUAAAGAAGAAAUUAAGCAACUACAACAUAAAAUACCUGAAACGAUACCAGUAUACAAAGAGAGUGACAACAAGAAAUUUGUAAUAUACGGAUUAGCAGAAUAUUAUAAGGAAACCGAAUAUGAUCUCAACACUCGUAUUACGGAAAUACUGCGUGAGUACCUGAAUAUAGAUGUAUUUUAUUCCAUCGAAGAUACAUAUAGAGUGGGAAAAUACCGUAAUAAUAACCGUCCCCUCGUAGUUGAGCUUUUAAGCAAGAAAAUGGUUAAGUACAUACAUGAAAAUAAAUACUACCUGGAAGGAACACAAUUAUCAAUUGGAGAAUAUUUAGGAGAAAAAGAAAGAAAAGAACGGAAACAACUAAGAGAAAAGAUGCUUAAGGCUAGAAAAGACGGACUUCAUGCAAUAAUAAGAGACAACAAACUGUACAUACAAGGAAAACAAGUCAAGUCAGGAGAAGAAGGAGAAACCUAUAUUAUAGAAGAGCACAACAACACUCGGUCAUCUUUCCAGCAUGACAAUAAAACAAGAUCUAACUACACCAGAAACAACUUUCGAUACCAACAAGACUCCAGUCAUUCCUUUCGUGGAAAUGGAUCACAAUUUUAAUAUAUUAUUCCAAAACAUGCAAAGUAUUAAAAACAAAAUUGAUCUACUAGAAGCAUUUGUUGAUCAACAACCUAAAUUUAAUGCUAUAUGCAUUUCAGAAACAUGGCUUUACGAAAACACUUUGCAAUUAUUAAAUAUAAGUGGCUAUAAAAUAGCAGCCUCAUUUUGUAGAAAGAAUACCACUGGAGGUGGUACAUGCAUUCUUCUACAAAAUAACAUAGAAUUUAUUGAAAGGAAGGAUAUAACUGAUAUGUCAAUAGAGUAUGCAUUAGAAAUAUGUGCUGCUGAAUUACCUAAGGAGAACAUUUUGCUUAUAUCAUUGUACUGGAACGGAAAUUCAAAGACUGAAAAUAUUUUUAAUGACCAACUAAAACAAAUACUUAAAUAUAUAACAAAAAAUUGUAAACAUUUAAAAGUAAUUAUAGGAGGAGAUUUCAAUAUCAAUGUACUAGUCAAUAGUUUAAAAGCCAACGUUUUUAUAGAUUUAAUGUUAGAACAUAAACUUAUCCAACAUAUUAAUGAGCCCACACAUGUAACACCAACCACAGAAACUUGUCUAGAUUUAAUAUUUACAAAUUUCUCCAGUAACAAUAUACAAACAAAGGUAGAGAAACUAGGAUUUUCCGAUCAUAGUGGAACUGUUAUUAAAUUAAAAUUACUAAAACAGACAAAAAAAGUAACAUGGCUUUCAGAAAAAAGAAUUUUCAGUAAUGAUAACAUAUCAAAAUUUAAAUCUAAACUAGGAACAGUAAAUUGGUAUGAUAUAAUUACAAAUAAUAAAAAUGUAAACGAAAAUUACACAUCAUUUCAUAAUUUACUACAAGAUAUAUUAAAUGACUGCAUACCCAAACAAAUUAUAAAGAUAAAACCUAAAUACAAAAAACACUGGCUGACAAAAGGAAUAAAAAAAUCAAGUCAAAAUAAAAGAUUAUUAAAAUUACUAUUGCUAAAUAAUGAGAACCCGGUACUAAGAAAUCAUUAUAAAAUAUAUGAAAAAUGUCUUAAGAGAGUUGUAAACACAUCAAAAAAAUUACAGUACAUACAAAAAUUAAAGAAAUCUACAAAUAAAGUAAAAUGUAUGUGGAACAUUAUAAAUGAACGUACAAAUAAAAACAUAUUUAAAGAAAAAAAUAAUACAAAAUUGUUAAAAAAUAACACUAUAAUAACUGAACCGAAGGCAGUUGCAAAUG
Messenger RNA from Plutella xylostella (diamondback moth), 2779 nucleotides. The record is from RefSeq and is a predicted model, not a curated record. NCBI's taxonomy places the organism in Eukaryota, Metazoa, Arthropoda, Insecta, Lepidoptera, Plutellidae.